ACUCUCCGCAUAGGAGACCUUCCUUUAACAAUAGUGUUGAAUAAAACAGCUCAACUGAAAAAGAAAUCUUAUGCAUACAUACCCUUUCGAGCCAAGCAAACACAUAAAACACUCUACCACUAUAUAUAACUAUGACUAAGAGAGAGAGACGUCAUCUCCUUGCAAACAUAAAUUGACACAAAGAAUUCUGCCUUGAUUCUUUCCUUGCCCACUUUGAGACUGAUAAUACAAAAUUACAAAAUGGGGAGCAAAAAACCAAGAGUUGUGAUAAUCGGAGGCGGAAUGGCAGGCCUCACCGCCGCCCACAAGCUCUACACAUCCACCACCUCCUUCGACCUCCACGUGGUGGAGGGCGGCACCAGAAUCGGCGGCCGGAUUAACACCUCCCAAUUCUGCGGCGACCGCGUCGAGCUUGGGGCCACCUGGAUCCACGGCAUCCAAGGCAGCCCUAUUUACAAAAUAGCUCAAGACACAACCCUCCUCCACUCUCACCACCCAUGGGAGUGCAUGGACGGCUUUCCCCACGUUCCGCUCACCGCCGCCGAGGGCGGCCACCACCUCCAUCCGUCCCUCCUCACCCCCAUCUCCAACCUCUUCAAAAAUCUCAUGGAUUUUAUUCAGGGAAGAGACUGCCAAGCAGCUUCUUCUUCUUCUUCUUCUGCUCAGAUAAUCAAGCACUGCAUCGAUCGGAACCGGAAUCUCAGCGUCGGUUCCUUUCUGAGGAGCGGUCUCGACGCUUAUUGGGGCGUCUCGCCCACGGAAGACACGCGCAGCGUUGGCAAGUGGCGGAGGAAACCGCUGGAGGCGGCGGUCUUCGCGAUGCAUGAGAACACGCAGAGGAGUUUCACGGCGGCGGAUGAUCUGCACACCCUGGACUACGAAGCGGAGCGCCACUACGUCAUGUUCCCCGGGGAGGAGAUCACCAUCGCCCGAGGCUACUCCGCCGUGAUUGACUCCCUGGCGUCGGUUUUACCUGCCGGAGUCGUGCAAUUAGGCCGGAAAGUUGAGAAAAUCGAGUGGAGAUUGGUCGGCGAUAGUAGCCGGCCGGUGAAGCUGCAUUUCGGCGACGGAUCGACUCUCUCCGCCGAUCACGUGAUCGUCACCGUCUCUCUUGGGGUACUCAAACGUGGGAUCGGGGAGGAUCGCAGCAUGUUCGAUCCUCCCUUACCCAGUCCCAAAAUCCGAGCCAUUAAGAGGCUCGGAUUCGGGGUUGUCGACAAAGUCUUUGUGCAGCAGAGUAGCGGCUGCGAGUUGCCCUCGUUGCAGAUGGCGUUCCAUGCGGCGGAUUCAGAGCUGCGGAACCCCUCUAUUCCUGAGUGGAUGAGGAGGACCUCCGCCAUAUACCCUAUCUACAGAGGCUCUAGAGUUUGUCUGGCAUGGUUUACGGGGAAGGAGGCUCUGGAGGUGGAAGAUCUGAGCGAGGAGGAGAUCAUCAAUGGCUUCUCGGCCACCGCCUCCGAUUUUCUCUCUCUCGAUUUCAAGUUCGGGAAGGCGUUGAGGACACGGUGGGGGACUAACCCCCUCUUCUUCGGCUCCUACAGCUACGUCGCCGUCGGGUCCACCAUAGCCGAUAUGGAUACAUUGUCAGAGCCGUUGCCGGAGGAGCUCGGCGGCUCCACGCCGCGGCUGCAGAUUAUGUUUGCCGGAGAAGCGACGCACGCGGCGCAUUACUCGACUACGCAUGGCGCUUACUUCAGUGGCCUUAGAGAAGCUAAUAGGCUUCUUCAACACUAUAAUAUUAAUGUUGCUUCUCUAUGAAUUUUAUUACUCUAUUUUGUAGUGAUUGAGAUUAAUUAGUCCUAGAGUCUUUUUUUUGGCUUCCGACAUCCGUUUUGGAGAUAAUUUUUUUAUCUUUGAUGAGCUUAUUCUACUUCUAGUGUUGCUUCGAUUAAUGAUCAAUUGCAUGGUGUAUCGUUUCGUA
This is a messenger RNA of Salvia miltiorrhiza (redroot sage), 1921 nucleotides long. Its product is annotated as probable polyamine oxidase 5. Bases 241 to 1758 code for a protein of 505 amino acids. The transcript has a single exon. Gene Ontology annotation, molecular function: polyamine oxidase activity. The record is from RefSeq and is a predicted model, not a curated record. Lineage: Eukaryota; Viridiplantae; Streptophyta; Magnoliopsida; Lamiales; Lamiaceae.